Molecule: messenger RNA, 4369 nt
Organism: Pieris rapae (cabbage white)
Lineage: Eukaryota; Metazoa; Arthropoda; Insecta; Lepidoptera; Pieridae
Gene: Stim
Product: stromal interaction molecule homolog
Exons: 14
Coding region: 218-2278 (686 amino acids)
Biological process (GO): store-operated calcium entry; activation of store-operated calcium channel activity; intracellular calcium ion homeostasis
Cellular component (GO): endoplasmic reticulum; plasma membrane
Molecular function (GO): calcium ion binding; protein binding; calcium channel regulator activity
Source: RefSeq, a predicted model, not a curated record
UUCAGUGCUGUCAAAUUUAUUCAGUCGGGGGAAAAAUUCUUUCUGUGAUGAAGACUAGCUGUACUUGGACUAUUAUAAUUUGACUGAGUAACGUGAUCUAAAUUGAUGAAUUUCUGACAAAACAGUGUUUCUUAGAAUGUUAUUAGUGUGUGCGAUUCAGAAAGAAGUGAGAAAUCAUUUCGGACUUUAUUAGGUUCAGUGUCAUUGAAAGAUCACGAUGCGUAUCAGUUUUGUGUUAUAUUGGUGCGUAUUUGUUCAUAUUUGUAAUGCCAAUGAUGUGGACAGAGCAGAAGCAAGAGACAGCGGUCGAAGGGGAAAUUGGGGUCCCAUUUCAAGAAGCAGUUCCUUCAUGAGUGACGCAGUGGCUGUAUCCAAUGAGCUUUUAGUGGCAUGCAACAACGAGCCGUCAUGUCUCCAGGACCAUGCUGGACUGGAGGCGAUCACACAGCUCCACCGACAGUUGGAUGAUGACGCCAACGGCAAUGUUGACCUGAGCGAAAGUGAUGAUUUUCUACGUGAAGAGUUGCAGUACGACAGUGGGUAUGAGAAGCGGCAACGGGCGUUUCAUCACAACGAUGAUAUGCACAUAUCUGUCAAGGAGCUUUGGGAGGCCUGGCUACGAUCUGAGGUCAGAAAUUGGACGGUGGAACAAACGGUAGAGUGGCUGUCGGAGUCCGUUGAUUUGCCGCAAUACAAGUCACUGUUCCUGCAACAUCGCGUUGUUGGUGCUACAUUGCCGAGACUGGCUGUGAACAACAUGCAGUAUCUAAGCAACGUUUUGGGCAUCAAGGACCCGAUUCACAAGCAAAAGCUAGCUCUAAAGGCGAUGGAUGUCGUACUCUUCGGGCCACCUAAAGAAGGAAGUCGAUGGAAGGACUGGUUACUCGCGUCUUUACUCCUCGGUGCAGUGGUGGGAAGCUGGACGGCAUUGCGUGCUGGACGUGCAAGUCGUGUCCAAGUUCAAAGGAUGUUGAGGGAUAUGGAACAGCUUCGGAAGGCGGAGAUGGCGCUGGAUGAUAUGCAGAAGGAAUUGGAGAAAGCUCGGUUGGAGCAGGAAAGUGUAACAACAGAGAAGAAGAAUUUGGAGAAGAAACUAAAAGAAGCAGGUGAUACACCAUUACUGAAUUCCACUUGGUCUGAUCUCGAAGUGUCGCAACUGAAAGCUGAAAUUGAAAUGCUCAGAGGAGAACUCCGAAGGGCGGAGGGCGAGUUGGAAGACAGAUGCUGGGCGCCUCCCGCGGGGCUACAACAGUGGCUCCAGCUCACCCACGAAGUCGAGAACCGGUCCUACCUUAGGAAGAAGCAGCAGGCGGACAUGCAACUGCAGCAGGCCAGAGAUGCGUGCGAGAAGUUACGCAAGAAACGCUCCAGUUUGGUCGGGGCGUUCGUUUCAACUCACGGGAAGUCGAUAGACGAUGUCGAUCGCUCCAUAGUCGAAGCUCGCACUGCGCUCAAUGAGGUCACACAGGAGUUACAGGAAAGAAUGCAUCGUUGGAAGCAAAUUGAGCGAUUGUGUGGCUUCAACAUUAUCAACAACAACGGGCUCCAGUACUUAGAAAGCGCAUUGUAUCGUACUGCCAAUGGGCGACAACCUAACAGAGGUCGCGUUAACAGUUCCCAAGACGACUUAAGUGCAGCCGAUGACACUUCGUUAUGCGGCUCAGUGUCAGAAACCUUCGGAUGGAAAGAGGAUUCAUCUGGAAGCGAAGCCGACACACCGCAUUACCCUCUCGAUUUGAGGCUUGCUGAAGCAAGACUGCAACUAGAAGAACGUUUAGCGCAAGAGGCUCGUGAAGGCCGUAUGGAAGAAAGACGAGAAGAUAGGAGAUUAGCAGAUGAGAAAAGGAGUUCAUACAAUGAUGUCAGAAAGAGUCCGGAUGAGAGAAGAAGAGAUCCAGUACAGUUUGUGUUGGGAGGAGACAAUGUUAACUGGACUGGUGAAGACCUAACCCGCGGUGUACACUCGCAAUCUCAGCCUCAACUACGUGCCUCCAUGCGUAGUAUCGGCGCACCCCUUCCCCCUCCGCGGCGCCCCUUUACCGGUCAAAUAGUCCGCUCUCGCAGCACUGACAUAGUCCCGUACAAUCCAGAAGAACCCAGACCGCCACCUAGACCUUUUACUAGACAAAAGCCUGUCCCAGAAGCUGAACAAGGGCCCAAUACGCCCCAAGAAGAAGAGUCCACGGAUUCGUCUCUUAUGGAGGAAGAUGGAGUUCCAAAGCCCCGAAAGCGUCGUAUCAAUCUGCCCUUCGGAAAGAAAUCGAAGACGCCCGCGUGACCUUUGCUAGGUUUGUAUCCUGUUAGAUGUGCCCAGUUUUAGUGCCAAACAUGGUUCAUAAUUGUUAAAAGGACUAACGUUUUGAAGGGCUUUUUUGAAUCAAUCAGCUUGGUUUUGUAAUUGGGGGCCAUAGGAAGCAUGAGAAUGGGCGACUGUGAAUGGUCAGAUGAUCUGGGGACUUACAGAGCUUUAUAGAACUGAUUCAGUAUUUAUUUGAACUGGUGAAUGUCUGAAUUUUACAGUCUCAGUUCUGCUUUGAUGUUACUUCCAGACUACGAAGUAUUUGGUCGGGAUUUUAACAAUGUACUAUUAGUGCAAUUUUAAACAAGUUUUUUUGAUGUUUUAAGAACAUUUUUAGAUAAUUUUUUAUUUAUGCAAGUUUUUUUUUUAUUCCUAAGCACCUUAGUUUUAUUUGUAUUCCAUUUGAAAUUUUUUGUGUGGACUCGUUUAGUUGGAAUGUUUGCCCCGUUUUGUAUAUUUAUUAUAGCAAUAUUAUGAUAGUAAAAGUUGUAAGCUAAGCCCUGCAGGUGUGAAACAUCCAAAAUAUUAUGUACAUACAUAAAUAGAUAGUUUAAGACAGGAUAUAAAUUUAAAAGAAAAUUUUUUAAACUGAGACAAAUAAUUCUUUAAAUCAGUAGUUUGAUUAUUUUAGAUGCUUCCUCUGACGGUAUUACGGCGUGUUGCGACGAUGUUUCACAUCAAUUAUUUUUAAAUUAAUAAAAUUAUCUACUUUAUUAAUCGCAUGUUAAACGUCAAAACAAGCUCUUGUAAGCUACUCGAAAAUGUAGUUGAUACCUAGCGGUUCCCGACUGCCGUACGUCAAAAUCAUAGAUUUUGACAUUCGGGAGUACCUUUCUUGUUUCAAAGUACCACCUAGAAACGCAAUUAUAUUGAAUAACUUCGAUUUGACUUUUUACGUAACUAUAUAAUUCUUAUCUGUUACGAACCAAGCUUGUUUCCUAUUUAUAGUAGAUUUAAUAUAAGUAAAUUUAAUUAGAAGCAAUAAUACGUUGAGGGCAAAGCGUUCCUCAACAGAAAUCCAUAGUGAGAUCUUAAGUUAUUGCAAACGUUCUAAAUAAGGUUGUGUUAUGGGCUGCCGUCUAACCCAUAAUUACCGUUAGCGUUGUACAAAACCGCUUUUAGAAUACGCCAAGGUCAACUUAAGGACGGCAACCCUCGCGUUAUAGUUUGUAUUUCAUGGCGAUUAAGGGCUGUGACAUUCAAACUUGUAUUGGGAAUAUGCAUCAAUUAAUUAAAGAUCAUUAAAGAAUUAAAAGAAUAUUAUAUAGCUGCCGCUUACAAAGUGGAAUGCAGUUUGGGUGGGCCAUACCGUACAAGAUUUUUACAAACUCUUUUGAAAUGAUUACAGACUAAAUAAUAGUUAAUCUAUCCAUAGAUUAAAAGCUAAAUUAAAAUUUUAGAACUUUGACACAAUGGCGGCAUCAUGUAUGCAAUAUAUUAAAUUAUGCAUAUUCUCUAUAUCAUUUCAAUAGUAUCGCAUCAUUCCCUUGUUUUAUUAGUUUGAUAGCGAUAUUGCCCGGUAGCUGAGUAGAUUAAUUUUAAGUAUUUUGGUGCUAAAUGGACUCGUAGACUGAAAACCGAAUGGCUUGAGUUACUAUUCAUGGAACUAAGGUUAAGUUUCAGAAUCGAACGCUUAAUAUUAUUCCCACAUGAGAAAAUUUAAUCUAUAUGUCAAAAUCCUAUUUAAUUUUGACAUAAAGACUCCUAAUUCGCGCUUAGUGUAUUCUCUGGAACUUAUCCUUAUUAAAUUUGUAUGCGUCUAUUUUGUGUAUUUUGAAAAAAAAAAUUCUAUUUACAGCUGAAUUUUAUUGUUAUACGUUGAUGAGCAUUAUUGGUGUUUUUGGUUUUGAUACGUCCAUAAUCCACAAAAUUACAUUGUACUUAAAUUGUAAGCCAUACCUCGUUUUCAGUUGGUACUCUGUUGCCGCAAAUUGUCACAAAAAGCAGAGUUGCCAUGUGUUAAUUUUAACCUAACUGAAUAUUUGUAUUAGUUUUAUCGAGAUCUGAAAAAGACAAUCGUGAUAAGUUGUUACUUCUUAAAAAAGAUAAUAAAUUGGUACUGAAAAUUUG